Molecule: messenger RNA, 568 nt
Organism: Aspergillus fijiensis CBS 313.89
Lineage: Eukaryota; Fungi; Ascomycota; Eurotiomycetes; Eurotiales; Aspergillaceae
Exons: 1
Coding region: 140-463 (107 amino acids)
Source: RefSeq, a predicted model, not a curated record
CGCGGGAGAGAAAGAAGAAGGAGGAUUCAUUCGAAGUGCAUGGGUAGAAACGAAAAGGGCGGUGAAGAAACCAUCACCACCACAACCACAACAAUAACACGGGGCGAACAAGACGGGGUAAAAAAAGAAGAUUGAACACAUGAUCUCAGCCUCAUCGCAGAUCGGUCUAUCGGGACUGCAAUCUUCUACUCCUUUUCUCUCCCUGUCAAUCCUCUCUGGCUGCCCUGCAGACGGCCGAAAAAGGUCACACAAACCACCUCAUCGUACAUCGGCCAAUCUUACCUAUGAGUACGGAGUACCAGUCAUCUCCUGGUCUCCUUGGGCUCCGACAUGGCGGUCCAACACCUCUGAUUCCUCCAUUCCCUCCGUGAUGACGGCAACUUACAGCACUUGCUUGCAGCCAGCAACAUCGCCCGCGCCUGCUUAUCACCACCAGGGCAAUCUUCCUGACCAACAGUCAUAGAAAGGAUUUCAAACAGGCAAUGUAGACAGAGUUACACCAACAUAAUUGGUCCUCGAAUUAUCGUGACUGUCAGAAAAUGAAAAUAAUAAGAAGAAAAAUAAUAAU